This is a messenger RNA of Oxyura jamaicensis (ruddy duck), 735 nucleotides long. It is a transcript of the gene TMEM174, whose product is annotated as transmembrane protein 174. Bases 1 to 735 code for a protein of 244 amino acids. The record is from RefSeq and is a predicted model, not a curated record. The transcript is spliced from 2 exons. Lineage: Eukaryota; Metazoa; Chordata; Aves; Anseriformes; Anatidae.
AUGGAGCAGAACAACAGCAAUGUAGAAGAUUUCUCCUUGAACGUGUUUUCUGUUGCUCCUUACCAGACAAACAGGUCUGAUGUCCUGGUGUCAGACGGAGACAAAGCUGGUGCCACUUUGCUUUUCUCAGGUGUGUUUUUGGGACUGGUGGGGAUCACUUUCACAGUGAUGGGAUGGAUAAAAUACGAUGGCAUUACUCACCUGGAGUGGACCCAGUUACUAGGGCCUAUUCUGCUGUCUGUCGGUGUGACUUUUAUCCUGAUCGCUGUCUGCAAGUUUAACAUGCUUACAUGCAAGCCCUGCAAAGAAAGAGAGGAAAACACACCGGACAUUGACCAGGCCGCAGGCGGACAGUCCUUCGUGUUCACCGGGAUUAACCAGCCCAUAACUUUUCACGGUGCCACUGUGGUACAGUACAUCCCCCCGCCUUACCCAUCGCAGGAAGGCAUUGCUGUGAAUCCGGGAUACCUGCACCCCGUGCUCGGCUGCUGCGGUGCCGCUCCCUCCAGUGCCUCCCCGAUCCCCAGCCCAGGCUCUGCUCACUUCUGCCCGGCCUACCCUCUGGACAAUCCAGCUUUUACUGGAGACGAGAGCUACACCAGUUUUCUUGCAGAGAAUACGAGAAACCAAAGGUCAGAGGGCAGUGCUGGUGAGCCAGAAGAACUGCUGGAAGACCACACCUGUGAAGACUUGUCACCUCCUCGUUACGAGGAAAUUUACCCACUAUCCUCAUAA